Molecule: messenger RNA, 1776 nt
Organism: Hevea brasiliensis (rubber tree)
Lineage: Eukaryota; Viridiplantae; Streptophyta; Magnoliopsida; Malpighiales; Euphorbiaceae
Product: succinate--CoA ligase [ADP-forming] subunit beta, mitochondrial
Exons: 12
Coding region: 141-1406 (421 amino acids)
Biological process (GO): succinyl-CoA metabolic process; tricarboxylic acid cycle
Cellular component (GO): succinate-CoA ligase complex; mitochondrion
Molecular function (GO): ATP binding; metal ion binding; succinate-CoA ligase (ADP-forming) activity
Source: RefSeq, a predicted model, not a curated record
AUCUAGGGUCUGCAUCUCUUUUCUUUUGACCCGAUCGCUUCUGAUUCCGGUAGUACUCUCCUUUCACCUCUCUCAUUCUUCUCUUUCGUUCUGUGAUAUUUCCAUAUCUAGGGUUGGAAGUUUCGGUGAGAAGGAGCAUAAUGAGAGGAUUGCUAAACAAGCUGGUUUCUCGCUCCCUCUCUGUCGCCGGAAAUUGGCAGCAGCAGCAACUCCGCCGUCUCAACAUCCAUGAGUAUCAGGGAGCUGAUUUGAUGAGCAAGUAUGGUAUCAAUGUCCCAAAGGGAGUAGCUGUUUCGUCUGUUGAUGAGGUCAGAAAGGCAAUUCAAGAAGUAUUUCCUAAUGAAAGUGAGUUGGUGGUUAAGAGCCAAAUUUUGGCUGGUGGGCGAGGCUUAGGAAAAUUUAAGAAUGGCUUUGAGGGCGGAGUUCACAUUGUUAAGGCUUGCAAGGUUGAAGAGACAGCUGGAAAGAUGCUUGGCCAGAUACUUGUUACCAAGCAAACUGGUCCUCAAGGAAAAGUUGUCAGCAAGGUUUACCUGUGUGAAAAGUUAUCGCUUGUCAAUGAGAUGUACUUUGCUAUCAUGCUGGAUCGUCAAACUGCCGGCCCACUUAUUAUUGCCUGUAAAAAGGGGGGAACCAGCAUUGAAGACCUUGCAGAGAAAUUCCCUGACUUGAUUAUUAAGGUGCCCAUUGAUGUAUUUAGAGGAAUUACUGAUGAAGAUGCUGCAAAAGUUGUAGAUGGUUUAGCUCCAAAGGUGGCUGAUAGAAAAGAUUCAAUUGAGCAAGUGAAGAAAUUAUAUAAGCUUUUUUGUGAGUGUGAUUGCACAUUGUUGGAAAUCAAUCCCAUUGCAGAAACUUCAGAUAACCAGUUGGUAGCUGCUGAUGCUAAGCUGAACUUUGAUGAUAAUGCUGCAUUUCGUCGGAAAGAGAUAUUUAAUCUUCGUGAUCCAACGCAGGAGGAUCCUCGAGAGGUGGCUGCUGCCAAGGCAGACUUGAAUUAUAUUGGCUUAGAUGGAGAAAUUGGUUGCAUGGUGAAUGGUGCUGGAUUAGCAAUGGCUACGAUGGAUAUAAUUAAAUUGCAUGGCGGAACUCCUGCCAAUUUUCUUGAUGUUGGUGGGAAUGCAUCUGAGGGCCAGGUGGUUGAGGCAUUUAAAAUAUUGACUUCAGAUGAUAAGGUUAAAGCAAUUUUAGUGAACAUAUUUGGAGGAAUAAUGAAGUGUGAUGUGAUAGCAAGUGGAAUUGUUAAUGCAGCCAAACAGGUUGCACUGAAAGUACCAGUGGUGGUUCGUCUAGAAGGUACUAAUGUUGACCAAGGAAAGAGAAUUCUCAAGGAAAGUGGAAUGGCGCUAAUCACAGCGGAAGACUUGGAUGAUGCUGCGGAGAAAGCAGUAAAAGCAUUAGCUAGUUGAGAAAUCAAGGAACAAACCCAGUUUGUUGCCCUCACCAUUUUUAUAACUCUCCGGAUGGAUUUUGGGGAAACAUAUGUAUUGAAUAUUGACAAUAACAUAGCAGCAAUGAGGGUUAUUACCCUUGGAAUUUUUUUUCUGUUACCAUCACUAAAUAUUGAGUUUUUGUGGUUGGGAAAAUUGUCGCAAUCUCUAUGGUUGUUCUUGGUGAUGAAAGAACCCCAAGCCUAGAGGCCCUAGACAGUAGACACUGUCGUUUCAGAAAUUUUAUAUGGCUUGCAAGUCAAUAUGCUAUUUGUAAAAGGUGGAAAGAUUUUGGACAUCUGGCAUUGUCAAGCCUUGAUAUUUGAUAUUUGUUGUGAUUUGAACAUUA